Molecule: messenger RNA, 873 nt
Organism: Aegilops tauschii subsp. strangulata
Lineage: Eukaryota; Viridiplantae; Streptophyta; Magnoliopsida; Poales; Poaceae
Source: RefSeq, a predicted model, not a curated record
AUGGGACAACCCGCCACCGUCCUCGAAGCGAGUGCGGUGACAGGGCGGUUGAUCAUAGCCGCCGUUGCUGGAGCUUUCGCCGGAGGAGGAGCCGCCGCUGCUGGACGAGCCGCGGCCAUCACUGAGAGCGAGCUCGCCCUCGUCCUCGUCGUGGCCGUCACCAAGGCUAAGCACUUCGCCACCGUCGUUGUCUUCAGGGUAGGGGUGCGUCGGAGCCUCUCUUUUGCCAAUCGACUCACCAUCACUCCACGGCUUCCAUGGCUGACGCUCGUCGAGCCCGUGCUGAGCGCCGGGCCACCCUCGCUACUCGUGUCGCCCGCCGGUGGGCCUCCUUGUCGUUCUCCAUCGCCUGCCACCAACGCCGCCACCGGCCCUGCGGGGCAUGGGAAGCAAGCUUCGUCGCUGCACCCCUGUGUGCGGCGUGAUGGGCGCACGGCCGCCCCGUCGCCGACUCCGGCUGGUUCGUCGUCUCACGCUCGUCGUGGGCCGGCGGACGCGCAGGCUGCGCUGCUCAUGGCACACCACCUCCUGCGCUACAGUCCUGUCAACGACUUCUACCAAGACUGGUUGGACCACAUCACCGAGCUUGUUAGCGGCGCUGGGGGCUCUCCUGCACCAUCUCUCUCGCUACCUCACCCGCCGCCUGCCGCGGGCGACGUAGUCCAUGGUGCACCUCCGCCACCUCCCCGUCAAGACAUCGCCCUCGGACCAAGGCACGCGGCCCCGCGGCGUGACACGCCGCGCAGGGCGGCCACGCGUGAAGAAAGCUUCCAGGAGGUCCAGCGGCCGCACGAAGAUGCUCCAGUGCUCCCUGCACCACCACGUCAAGACCGCGCGCCGCAUACAGUGGUGGCGCGCGGGCCCCAAGAUUAG